Nylanderia fulva is the source of this 2982-nucleotide messenger RNA. It is a transcript of the gene Ptx1, whose product is annotated as pituitary homeobox homolog Ptx1. Gene Ontology annotation, biological process: anatomical structure morphogenesis; regulation of transcription by RNA polymerase II. NCBI's taxonomy places the organism in Eukaryota, Metazoa, Arthropoda, Insecta, Hymenoptera, Formicidae. The record is from RefSeq and is a predicted model, not a curated record. Gene Ontology annotation, molecular function: DNA-binding transcription factor activity, RNA polymerase II-specific; RNA polymerase II cis-regulatory region sequence-specific DNA binding. Gene Ontology annotation, cellular component: nucleus.
GGCAGCCAGGCAGGCAAGCAAGCUAGCAGGCAGCCAGUGCACCAGCCAAGACCACUAGAUCCGCUUGGCUUACCGACUUAGAGACUUAAGCCGGCAGGCAGUCCGAAAGGCUCAACCGGCUAAGCCUGGCAGACCCACCUACCAACCGACUUACGCCCGCGGUAGCCACUACGCCGCGUAGUUCCAUCCACCGAGAGGAAAAUCGGGAUACACCGCUGCGGCACCGCCGCCGCCUUCUUAUAUUUUCCUCCAUCACCGUCUCCCGCGCCGCGCUGCUCCUCUUUCGCGUUACGUUAAGGGUUACGGAGGUUGGUGACGUGGUUGGUUCCGCGCGGACAUCGUCGUCGACGCACGACGACGGCAACGUCAACGUCGUUGCCCGCGGCCGCGGCGUCGGACGACGGUCGCGGGAAGAAGGUCCCGUCGCCGAGUGGAGUCUUAAGAGUGGAAGACGAGAUAGCUGGGAAUCGAAAGUGGAUAAUAUAGAUCGUGGUAUCGCGGAGGUGUCGCAUUCGCGUUCAUGUCGCUCGCGUCAUUUCGUCGACGUGACUCUUGAAUCGGUCACGAGAGAUUCUUCGUUGGUUCUUGGUGAAGCGAGCGAUUAGUGCUGCUCAGCGAUAGUGUUGGGGAUACUCGAACCUGAUCUACGAACGAGAAUCGAGAAUGUUGAUGGUAGUGAUAGUCUGGAACAAAGUGACGGAAAACUGAGGAUCGAGAAGAGCAAGAGAGCAGAAGCGAAAGAAUUCGCUGGAGAAUGUCACAUCCGCGAGGAUGAUAGCGCUGGUAGUUUAACCUACUUGAACGACGAAAUUUACAACUCUUCGCUUUUUUUCUUACGUAACGUGGCGACGGUUAUCUAAUUUAUCUGUCCUUCGUAACGCGCGCCUUAUCCACGUGUCUCGCGCUGCUUUUCGGAGCUUUGACGUGAAUCUGCGAUACUCUACGUAUUUACGGCAAUUAAUCUCGAGUGCGAAACAUCGCGAAUGCAUCGUUAUUAAAAAAAAAUUAUACGAAGAGGCGACUACAUGGUGUAACCAUCUCUUGAAAAAUCGCGCAAUCAACAAACACCUUGCACAAAUCUACAGCAAAAAAUCCUCAACUCUGUCACCGACUACAUCCGGCGAAAUUCCAGCCGACGGAACCUGGUAUCUCUCAUAACUCUAUUUUCUCUUCGGCAAAAAAAAAAGGAAAAAAGAGACAAAUCUAAUGUUCUCAGUUAGUUAUCAUCUUUGAAGACCGAUUGCUCCGAUUUCUCACGAGACCGGAGUCUCGAAUGUGUCCUUAAGAGGAGACGGCGUGCAAAUCCGGGCGCUAAUUCGCGGGGCCUCUCGCGGGCCAGGUUAAUCGUGUCAUCAAGUUGUAAGGAACAGUCAACACGACGUUAACCUUCUACAGUAUGGACCGGGGCGGCGGGGCCGGGGGGAGCCUCGAACUCGCCGGGGGCGGCGGCGGUGGAGGCGGCGGCGGCGGCGGUGGAGGCGGUGGCGGCGGCGCGGAUCUGUGUCUUCAGGAUCUCGUGAUCGGGCCGACGAGCGGCCUCUCGGUGCAGCAUCAUCAGCACGCGGUCGCGGCGACCGCCUCGAUGGCCAGCCUGCACGGCGACCAUCUUCAGGGCGCGAUGCACCACCACGAUCUCCACGGCAACUCGCACCACGACACGUCGAUGCUGCACAAUUCCAGCCACCAGCUGCACCACGAGCCGCUGGAGAAACUUAAACGUGUCUGGGCGCAGAGUGACUUUGGGGACGAAACCAACGGGGGUCUCGCAAGGCUCGAUUCGGGCCAUGGCGCUCAUACUCCCGGUGGUAGCAACCCUAGUACCCCGGGGGCGACACCCACGACACCCUCUGGAGGAUACUCUACCGGUCAGCCGAGAAACCGUACAAACACCACUCACAGGCCGGAUAUCCGAAAAGGUGUACGAUCACCACCAGAAGUGAAACACGAGUUGGGUGCUGCUGGCGGUGUCGUUUCUCCUGGAGUGGUCGGAGUCAACGAUACCGAUGACAAGGACGGCAAGAAGAACAAACGACAAAGGCGACAGAGAACGCACUUUACGCAGCACCAGCUACAGAAUUUGGAGAUGACAUUUAUGAGGAACCGAUAUCCGGACAUGUCGACCAGGGAGGAAAUAGCUUGCUGUACGAAUCUUACGGAAGCUCGCGUCAGGGUCUGGUUCAAGAACCGGCGGGCGAAAUGGCGGAAGAAAGAGCGUAACGCGAUGAACGCCGCCGCGCAGGCCGCGGCGGACUUCAAAUCCGGCUUCAGCACGGCCAGCCUGAACGGCUUCAUCGCGCAACCCUUCCCGGACCCAGACCUCUACAGUUCGUACAGCACGUACAACAACUGGGCGGCGAAGGUGCCGUCGCCGUUAAGCGGCAAGAGCUUCCCCUGGAUGAAUACUCUGGGCUCGGUGGUGCCUACGGCGUCGCACCAUCAUCAUCACGCGCAGGUCAGUCCGGUGAAUCCCUUCAACGCCGCGGCGACGUCGGUCGCGGGCAGCCACGUGGGCGGCAUGUCGGUGUCGGUCGGCCAGGCGGCCACGUCCAUAUUACCGGGCAUGGGUUCCGGUCUGGGUGUCGCGAGUUCUCCAGUCGCCGCGUCCGGUGCCGCGUGUCCAUACGCGGCGCCGGCUGCGCCGCAUCAUCCGUACGGACCUCCGGUUUACACGCCGCAUCAUCGAUCCCAGACCUGCACGGUGAUGACAUCCAGCAGUAUCGCGUCGCUGCGUAUGAAAGCGAAGCAGCACAGCAGCGGCUACGGAGGUACCUUCAGCGCGGGUGGUGCCACCGGUGGUACCACGGCGGGAAGUAUAAGUCCUGUCAGCUCAAGAGCGUCGUCGGUCGGCGGAGGUGGCGGCGGUAGUUUGAACGCCUGUCAGUACGCGUUAACGACGGCUGCUGGGGCGAAUCCUCAUUCCCCGGGUGGUCCCGAGGCGCACGCUAACGCUACCGCCAGGGCCCAAGUCUGAGGCGAAGCGGG